AUGCUCUUCUCCAAGGUCCUCGUCUCAUUGCAGCUCUUGGCUUGCUACAAUAUCUCAGCGCACCCGCUCUCGACUUCCAAAUCCCUGGUUCGGCGAUCGGAAUAUUAUGCUGAACUCGGCCGGAUGGCCAGUCAAGGAGAUAAAAGACCAAGAACUGCUCCAAGUCGAGCUCCAAGAGAAGAAUGGGGAACUAGAAUCCAGUCGGAAGAAUGGAAUGGGCCUUUAAUGCCAUUCAAACAUCCUCGAGUACAAGAAUGGAGCGACGAAACCCUGACUUCCGGGGUUUCGAGUGUCAGUUCAGAAUCUUCAAAAGAUCGAUGGCGAGAAGUCAGCAGUUCGGGAAGAUGGAGGGGGAAUUCAAGGCAGUCAAAGAAACCUGCGGCGCCAGCUGCUCCAGAGGAAGCAGAGCCUUCCGACGCUAUAAAGGACUUACUCAAACAAGCAUCUGAGGAGGAAAUACUGGGAGUUCUUGAAGAGCUUGGUCAAAAAGUGAUGAAUAACCCAAAAAUAGGUAGAGUUCUGAAGCAAUAUUCCACGAGAAGUGCGAGGAAGCAAGGUGAAAUGAAAUCAUUGGCUAUGGAGGGCCCCAAUGCAAAACAGCCAACAACUAAAGAAUGGUUGGAUAAUGCAAACUUUCAACUUUCAAAACAGCUCAUUGCUGUGCAAAAUGAGCAGAAGGAGUCUCAUAGUGGAAUCUUAAGUGAUUAA
This is a messenger RNA of Puccinia triticina, 708 nucleotides long. RefSeq lists its product as uncharacterized. Lineage: Eukaryota; Fungi; Basidiomycota; Pucciniomycetes; Pucciniales; Pucciniaceae. The record is from RefSeq and is a predicted model, not a curated record. The transcript has 7 exons. Bases 1 to 708 code for a protein of 235 amino acids.